This is a messenger RNA of Angiostrongylus costaricensis, 513 nucleotides long. The record is from the annotation of a GenBank genome assembly. Lineage: Eukaryota; Metazoa; Nematoda; Chromadorea; Rhabditida; Metastrongylidae.
AUGUGCAUCAUUUUAGGUCUUAUUCUAUUGUUCAUUGCUCUAGCGACACCAGCAUGGCAGGUCAAUUUUUCCGCCUUUCAUGGAGCAUUUUUCGCUUUCACAGUUUUCUGCGCUUGGACGCAGUAUUUUUCAUUUCGGCUUCAGGUAGUGUACGCAAGAGAGCUUCAGCAAUGGCUUCAAAGUGGAUUAUGGAUGUCAUGUCAAACUAGCACUUUUUAUUCUCUUUGUUUGUAUCAUGUGGAUAUGUACAAUAUUACAGCUCUCAUCUGUUGUGGCAGUAAUGUUGCCUUCAUUAUAUUUUCAUAUAUGGUGGAGUACCGGUUCUUACAAGUCUCUGUCAGCGGAAUUUAUGAAAAACAUCGUGGAUACUCAUUCUACGUUGCUCUAUGUGGCUCACUCCUCUACGUUGUUGCUUUCUUUUUUUCACUCACCUAUAUUAUUCAUAUCUUACGAAAGGAUCGAUACCUAGGUGGUAACGUCGACCUUGGACGAACAAUGGUUGGUGAGAUGUAG